AUGAUCCGUGACGAGAGCGGUGGGCGCAACACAGGUUGUUUCUGGUCGAAGCGCGCCAACGCGCGACGGAGCCACCCCGCGUUUCACUGGUCCAAGAAUCUGCGGUCGUCGCGGCAUACAGCAGAGUUCAUCAAAGAGCACAACUUCCGACUCUCAUCCGUCUUUGCACUCUUUUGGAACCUCCUUAAGUCGCAUCUUCCUGAUGAGGUGCUGGGGCCUUUCGAGGCUUAUCUGGUCGAGAAUCAGAUGUGCCGGAUGGAUGGCGACGGGGAGAAGGCUCAGAAGGCUCGAGGCAUCUAUAUGGCAGAAUGGGGUAGUGAGUGCGUCGAGUUCGACAACGCCGAACUGGCACCGCCUUCAGGUGUCGCCGGUUGCAACUACGCUCGGGCGAUUCACCGGGAGAAGCAAGGCCAGAAGUGGGCUUUCUCGUGGACGACUUCGCGCCGCGAAGGCAUGGCUGGAGGUAGCUUCUACCAGGCGAUCUACGGUGUCAAGGUCCUGCAAGCACCUAACACCAUGAUCGCAUGGAUGCCUGAGCACGAUCACGGUACGAGCCUACUCGAUUGGAGUCCCGAUAAGAAGGACGAUGUUCCCCCGUUCGCCCAAGCUGGCAUUGCGCUGGUGACGAGCACCCGGCUCGCCAGUACCUGGAAGAAGUACCUCGCUGGGCGCAACUUCGCAGAGGCAGAGGCAGAGUGGGUUGCGAGUAUGGAGGCUGAUGUUGAGGAGAAGUGUGGCGACGAGUUAUGUACCUUUUGCCUCGAAGAUGGUUAUGAAUGUAACGACGAUUUGUGCCCGAUCUGCAUCCUUUAG
Molecule: messenger RNA, 813 nt
Organism: Fomitopsis serialis
Lineage: Eukaryota; Fungi; Basidiomycota; Agaricomycetes; Polyporales; Fomitopsidaceae
Exons: 3
Coding region: 1-813 (270 amino acids)
Source: RefSeq, a predicted model, not a curated record